AUGGUCAAGCUCACUGAAGUCGAAGAUGAACAUUUCAAGGAAAAGCCUACAUCAUCAAAGACCGAGGCCCUGUUAUUGAGCGAGGACGAGGACGAGGACUACACUGAUACCGAGUCCGAAAUUUCUACAGACUCCUUCGACAACAACCUCGAAGACGAGACACUGUACGAGCGAAUCUGCGCUCUUCAAGACAUAAUCCCUGCCCAAUCCCGGCACAAGAUUUCUAGCACCUUCUCUUCACUCACUUCUUUCGCGAAAUCAACUGUUUCUUUCGGCGGAUCCGCUCUAUGGGUUGUAAGCACAAGUGCGUUCUUGCUUGGUGUCCCAUGGGCAUUGGCCCUGGCAGAGGAACAACAAUACGUUCAGAUGGAAAGGGAGCAAGGGAUGAUUAAGGGAGCUAACGAGAUGUUGACCCCUGGUGCUACAAGCGCUCUUACUGCAUCUGAUCCUACCGCUGUGGAGGGUAAGCCAGCCUUGUAA
This is a messenger RNA of Arthroderma uncinatum, 480 nucleotides long. RefSeq names its product mitochondrial import receptor subunit tom22. Gene Ontology annotation, biological process: intracellular protein transport. Bases 1 to 480 code for a protein of 159 amino acids. The record is from RefSeq and is a predicted model, not a curated record. The transcript is spliced from 3 exons. Lineage: Eukaryota; Fungi; Ascomycota; Eurotiomycetes; Onygenales; Arthrodermataceae. Gene Ontology annotation, cellular component: mitochondrial outer membrane.